This is a messenger RNA of Pediculus humanus corporis (human body louse), 348 nucleotides long. RefSeq names its product ejaculatory bulb-specific protein 3 precursor, putative. The coding region runs from base 1 to 348 and encodes 115 amino acids. The transcript has 2 exons. NCBI's taxonomy places the organism in Eukaryota, Metazoa, Arthropoda, Insecta, Psocodea, Pediculidae. The record is from RefSeq and is a predicted model, not a curated record.
AUGAUAAUCGUGGCAUUAGCAUUACCACAAAAAUACUCGACAAAAUACGAUAAUAUCGAUAUAGAUUCGAUAUUGAAAAAUGACAGGUUACUAGAAUCUCAUGUAAAUUGUCUUUUGGACAAGGGGCCAUGUACAAAAGAAGGACAAGAUUUUAAAGAUUAUUUACCGGAAGCAAUUGAUACAUCUUGCGAAAAAUGUACGGUAGCACAAAAAAGAAUUGUUAAAAAAGCGGCAAAAUAUUUAAUGGAAAAGAAAAAACCAGCAUGGGAACAAAUUCGUAAUAAAUACGAUCCAAUGAACGAACACACGAAAGAUUUUAAUAAGUUUAUGGAAGAACCAAUCGAAUGA